AUGCGUGCCGAAGAGGGAUUCCAGUUUGAGCGAUUCCGCGUUGGCUCACCGUGGUCCUCGGACGCUGCGCUGCGUCUGACCAUCCUGCGUCUGCUUUCGACGGGUUCUUCAGCACUGCCCGCUUCCGAGAUCGAGCGUCUCUUCAACAGCCUCGCUUCGUUCGGCGACAAGGUGGCAGGCGAGUACACCGACAUUGGCGCUACGCUCGACGGCCCGCAGCAUGAACCGACCCUCAUCCAGUACGACGCCUGGGGCCAGCGCAUCGACAAGCUCGCCACGGGCGAGGGCUGGAAGCGCCUCAAGCAGGUGAGUGCGCGCGAGGGCAUCGUUGCCGAGUCCUACCCCUCGAGCGACGCCAAGAAUGGCGGUGGCCGCGACAAGAUCGGCCCCCACGCCCGACUGUUCGCAUUCACACGCAACGUCAUGUUCGCUCCAGUGUCCAAGGUCAUCCUUUGCCCCAUCAGCAUGUCCGACGGCGCCGUUAGGGUGCUGGAGCUCUUCGGAACCGACGCACAGAAGCGCGAGAUCAUUCCACGCUUGACCACCACCGAUGCAUCCAAAGCGUGGACUGCCGGACAAUGGAUGACCGAACGCCCCGGUGGCUCGGACGUCUCGCGCACCGAGACCACCGCCACGCCCAUGCAGCCCAACAAGACAGCGGAGCCUGGAGACGAGUUUGUCAUCAACGGCUUCAAGUGGUUCUCGUCCGCCACGGACGGCGAUAUCUCGCUGGCGCUCGCGCGCACCGACACGGACCUCUCGCAGGGCUCCAAGGGCCUUUCGCUCUUCCUCAUCAAGAUCCGCGACGAUCGCACGGGCAAGCUCAACGGCAUCCGCGUCCACCGCCUCAAGAAGAAGCUCGGCACAAAGUACCUCCCGACUGCUGAGCUCGAACUCGACGGUUGCGUCGGCGAGCUCGUUGGACCGCUCGGUCGCGGUGUGGCUACGAUCUCGUCGGUGCUCAACAUCACGCGUCUCUACUCUGCGGGCGGUGCUGUGGGUGCGCUCUCGUGGGGUCUGCGAUCCGCCACCGCCUAUGCCAAAAUCCGUCCUGCCCUUGGAGGCGGUAAGCUCGACCGCCUGCCGCUGCACACGGACCAGCUGCUCAAGGUGACGGUGCUGUACCGAGUGUUCCUGCAGAUCUUCUUCACCAAUGUGCUGCUGAUGGGAGCGAGCGAGGCGGGCACAGCAAGCCGUCGCGACCAGACGCGGUUGCGACUGCUCACGCCUGCGCUCAAGGCCUUUGUCGCGACGCGCGCAUCCGAGGGCUACCUCACGCUCCUCGAGGCGUUUGGUGGACAGGGCUACAUGGAGGAGGUGGGUAUGGGCGAGAUCCUGCGCGACGCAACUGUCGAGCGCAUCUGGGAAGGCACGCCGGCCAUCCUCUCGCUCGACGUGCUUCGCGUGCUCGUCCAGUCCAACGGUCAAGCGCUCCAGGAGUUCUUCGAGGACACCACGGCCAUCCUCACCUCGCUGCCCGCACAGCUCGCGGCGCAGCUCAAGCCCGAGCUCGGCUUCCUCAGCAGCGUGAUCCGCGAGACCGCGGGCGUGCUCGGCAAGCUCGAUGUACAGCGCCACGUCAAGUCGGCCGAUCUGAGGUUUACGAGGUAUCUGCUCGAUCUCAUCAUGGCAGUACAUGCCUCGGCGCUACUGCUCCAGCAUACCGCAUGGAAGGCAAGUACGCUUGCGCAGGAUAGCAAGCUGCAGCACAUCGCAGCUGUGCAGGUCGACGAGCGCGAGAUCCAGCACGACGUCCACCUCGCCCGCCUCUGGAUCGGCGGCAAGGACGGCGCCGCCGGAUUCGCCGAUCUCGCCCGCCUUGUAGCCCAGCUCAAGGCCGCAGCUUCCUCCGACGCCAAGGUCGCCGCCCAGGACGUUGACUUGGGCCACGGCCUCGUCUAUUCCUGGUCCCAGGCACAACCCCAGGCUAAGAGCCAUCUGUAG
Messenger RNA from Moesziomyces antarcticus, 1944 nucleotides. Its product is annotated as acyl- dehydrogenase. Bases 1 to 1944 code for a protein of 647 amino acids. Lineage: Eukaryota; Fungi; Basidiomycota; Ustilaginomycetes; Ustilaginales; Ustilaginaceae. The record is from RefSeq and is a predicted model, not a curated record. The transcript has a single exon. Gene Ontology annotation, molecular function: oxidoreductase activity, acting on the CH-CH group of donors.